Molecule: messenger RNA, 2812 nt
Organism: Marmota flaviventris (yellow-bellied marmot)
Lineage: Eukaryota; Metazoa; Chordata; Mammalia; Rodentia; Sciuridae
Gene: Actn2
Product: actinin alpha 2
Molecular function (GO): calcium ion binding; protein binding
Source: RefSeq, a predicted model, not a curated record
CCACCUGUCGAAACCCGCGCCCCCUCGCCGCGCCGCAGCCCCAGCCCCGAUCGCCAUGAACCAGAUAGAGCCCGGCGUGCAGUACAACUACGUCUACGACGACGAUGAGUACAUGAUCCAGGAGGAGGAAUGGGACCGCGACCUGCUGCUGGACCCCGCCUGGGAGAAGCAGCAGAGGAAGACCUUCACAGCCUGGUGCAACUCCCACCUGCGGAAAGCCGGCACUCAGAUUGAAAAUAUCGAGGAGGACUUCAGGAAUGGCCUCAAGCUCAUGCUGCUUUUGGAAGUCAUCUCAGGGGAAAGGCUGCCCAAACCUGACCGGGGCAAAAUGCGGUUCCACAAGAUUGCGAACGUCAAUAAGGCUUUGGAUUACAUAGCCAGCAAAGGGGUGAAACUGGUGUCCAUCGGGGCUGAAGAGAUUGUUGACGGCAAUGUGAAGAUGACCCUGGGUAUGAUCUGGACCAUCAUCCUUCGCUUUGCCAUUCAGGACAUUUCAGUUGAAGAAACAUCUGCCAAAGAAGGGCUGCUGCUUUGGUGUCAGAGGAAAACAGCUCCUUAUAGAAAUGUGAACAUUCAGAACUUCCACACCAGCUGGAAAGAUGGCCUUGGACUCUGUGCCCUCAUCCACAGACACCGGCCUGACCUCAUUGACUACUCAAAGCUUAACAAGGAUGACCCCAUAGGAAACAUUAACCUGGCCAUGGAGAUCGCGGAGAAGCACUUGGACAUCCCCAAGAUGCUGGAUGCUGAAGACAUUGUGAACACUCCCAAACCUGACGAAAGAGCCAUCAUGACUUACGUCUCCUGCUUCUACCAUGCUUUCGCAGGAGCGGAGCAGGCUGAGACAGCGGCUAACAGGAUAUGUAAGGUUCUUGCUGUGAAUCAAGAGAAUGAGAGGCUGAUGGAAGAAUAUGAGAGGCUAGCGAGUGAGCUUUUGGAAUGGAUUCGGCGCACGAUCCCCUGGUUGGAGAACCGGACUCCUGAGAAAACCAUGCAGGCCAUGCAGAAAAAGCUGGAGGACUUCCGGGAUUAUCGUCGGAAGCACAAGCCCCCCAAGGUGCAGGAGAAGUGCCAGCUGGAGAUCAACUUCAACACCCUGCAGACCAAGCUGCGGAUCAGCAACCGGCCUGCCUUCAUGCCCUCCGAGGGGAAGAUGGUGUCGGACAUCGCUGGAGCUUGGCAGAGGCUGGAGCAAGCCGAGAAGGGUUAUGAGGAAUGGCUGCUCAAUGAGAUCCGGAGGCUGGAGCGCUUGGAGCACCUGGCUGAGAAGUUCAGGCAGAAGGCCUCCACCCACGAAACCUGGGCCUACGGCAAAGAGCAGAUCUUGCUGCAGAAGGAUUAUGAGUCUGCAUCCCUGACAGAAGUGCGGGCCUUGCUGCGGAAGCACGAGGCCUUUGAGAGUGACCUGGCGGCCCAUCAGGACCGCGUGGAGCAGAUCGCGGCCAUUGCACAGGAGCUCAAUGAACUGGAUUAUCAUGAUGCUGUGAAUGUCAAUGAUCGUUGCCAGAAAAUUUGUGACCAGUGGGACAGAUUGGGGACCCUCACUCAGAAGAGGAGAGAGGCCUUGGAGAGAACAGAGAAAUUGCUGGAAACAAUUGAUCAGCUACACCUGGAGUUCGCCAAGAGGGCUGCUCCUUUCAACAACUGGAUGGAGGGUGCUAUGGAAGACCUGCAAGACAUGUUUAUUGUGCACAGCAUCGAGGAGAUACAGAGUUUGAUCACUGCCCAUGAGCAGUUCAAGGCUACGCUGCCCGAGGCAGAUGGGGAGCGGCAGUCCAUCAUGGCCAUCCAGAACGAGGUAGAGAAGGUGAUUCAGAGCUACAACAUCAGGAUCAGCUCAAGCAACCCGUACAGCACCGUCACCAUGGAUGAGAUCCGCACCAAGUGGGACAAGGUGAAGCAGCUGGUGCCCAUCAGAGAUCAAUCCCUGCAAGAGGAGCUGGCUCGCCAGCAUGCUAAUGAGCGCCUGAGGCGCCAAUUUGCUGCCCAGGCCAAUGCCAUUGGUCCCUGGAUCCAGAACAAGAUGGAGGAGAUUGCCCGGAGCUCCAUCCAGAUCACAGGGGCACUGGAAGACCAGAUGAACCAGCUGAAGCAGUAUGAGCACAAUAUCAUCAACUACAAGAACAACAUAGACAAGCUGGAAGGAGACCACCAGCUCAUCCAAGAGGCCUUGGUCUUUGACAACAAGCACACCAACUACACAAUGGAGCACAUCCGUGUUGGAUGGGAGCUGCUGCUGACCACCAUUGCCAGAACCAUCAACGAGGUGGAGACCCAGAUCCUGACGAGGGAUGCGAAGGGCAUCACCCAGGAGCAGAUGAAUGAGUUCAGAGCCUCCUUCAACCACUUCGACAGGAGGAAGAAUGGCUUGAUGGACCAUGAGGACUUCAGAGCCUGCCUCAUUUCCAUGGGUUAUGACUUGGGUGAAGCUGAAUUUGCCCGAAUUAUGACCCUGGUUGAUCCCAAUGGACAAGGCACUGUCACCUUCCAGUCCUUCAUUGACUUCAUGACUAGAGAGACAGCUGACACAGACACUGCUGAGCAGGUCAUUGCCUCCUUCAGAAUUCUGGCUUCUGAUAAGCCGUACAUCCUGGCGGAGGAGCUUCGUCGAGAGCUGCCCCCAGAUCAGGCCCAGUACUGCAUCAAGAGGAUGCCUCCCUACUCUGGCCCUGGCAGCGUGCCUGGUGCGCUGGAUUACACUGCGUUCUCUUCUGCACUUUAUGGGGAGAGUGAUCUGUGAUGCCUGGGUUUUGUAAUCAUUGAUCCCAUCAGAACACAAUAAAAGCUUAAGUCAUAGUUUGUUUCCUGGAAA